AAAAAAUCAAAGCUCAAUAAUGCCGCUAUUUUAGCUACAUAAAAAAGAAAAAUCAGUUUUGGUACUCUUUUAGCGAAAAUGGGAACUCCGAUCUCCGGCGAAUUCGACGAUUGGGAUCGACCUUUUACAGAGGAAGAACUCCAAGAAAUAGAUGCUGCAUUUCAAUCGGCUACAAAGAGACGAAACGAUUCUGAAGAUGUAGCCGCUGCCGGCGAAGAAUCUCGUCGGAAAAGUCGCCGGAGAUUGCCGGAAUCUCUUUUUGUUUAUCAUCAACAAAAUGAAGCUUCCAAUUCGUCGUUGUUGUCACCUUGCUCUAGAAAUCGGUCUCCGUGUAGUUAUUCCUAUCGUUCUUCUAAUCAAGCUAAGUUAGUGAUGCAAUACCCGGAAAUGUCUUUUAAAGGACAAGUUAUAUACAGCAGAACUAUUAAAGAGGUGGAGAAAUCUGCAGUAGAGCUGUUAAAUUUUGUUGAGGAAAAGAAGAGGAAAGAAGGGAAUGUUGCUCUUGGAUUUGACAUUGAAUGGAAGCCCUCUUUUAGAAGAGGUGUUCCACCUGGGAAGGCCGCUGUUAUGCAGAUAUGUGGUGACAAGGGUAAUUGUUAUGUUCUGCAUAUCAUCCACUCUGGAAUCCCUCAAACUCUGCAAUCUCUUCUUGAGGAUCCAACUGUUGUGAAGGUGGGUGUUUGCAUUGCAAAUGAUGCUUACAAAGUUCGCCGAGAUCACAAUGUAUCUGUGAAGGCUUUGGAAGAUCUUUCUGAACUUGCCAACAAAAAGCUUGAUGAUCCUAAGAAGUGGAGUCUAGCAUCACUAACUGAGAAGCUUCUUGCCAAGCAGCUCCCUAAGCCAAGCAAUAUCAGGUUGGGGAAUUGGGAGGCUAAUGUGUUAUCUAGGGACCAACUACAUUAUGCUGCUACAGAUGCCUUUGUUUCCUGGCACUUGUAUCAGGCACUGAAGAGCCUUCCGGAGAUUGUUAAUAACAAAGAGUGAAGACGGGUUCCUUGGCCGGUGAAGGAUCUUGUUACUCUGGUUGCUGAGAAGAAAUGCAGCCUGAACUUCAUUAAUCUAAAGUAAGCUCUACUCGAGCUUUCUCCAUGAAAGCUACUCAUUCACUUGUACUAUGUAGUUAAGUUCCAUGUCUCACAUUGUUGUGCAAUUCCUUGUUACUGAUUCAUAAUCGUAAAACCUCAUGAUAAGUUAAAGCGUUCUAGGUAAUGCUACUGUUGUAAAAUAGAUAAACCCUCUACAUGAUUCUUACAAUGUAAUAGCCCUCGGGGCUUUGUUUCAAUGGUGAGAGUGCAGCCUUGAUGUUUGAA
Messenger RNA from Solanum verrucosum, 1310 nucleotides. RefSeq names its product Werner Syndrome-like exonuclease. The transcript is spliced from 6 exons. The coding region runs from base 79 to 984 and encodes 301 amino acids. Lineage: Eukaryota; Viridiplantae; Streptophyta; Magnoliopsida; Solanales; Solanaceae. Gene Ontology annotation, biological process: nucleobase-containing compound metabolic process. Gene Ontology annotation, molecular function: 3'-5' exonuclease activity; nucleic acid binding. The record is from RefSeq and is a predicted model, not a curated record.